UGUGCCAUUCAGCAGCAUUUGAUGCAGUUGACGGUGUGAUUUUCGAGUGUGAUAUGAUCGAGCUGUGUUGGGCUAGGAAACAAAUACUGGGUUGAGUAAAGAUCCUGAUAUAAAGUUAGAAUUUUUUCACAUGUGAUGUAUUGAUGCGUUGGGCAAGGCAGCUAUAUGGUUGCUUAAAAUGAUGAGGUGGUGUACAGACAGCGAGAACGAUCUAUAUGCUCUUUCCUUAUGAUCAAAGUUGAUGGGAAAGACGAGAGAUUGAAUAUGAAUACGAGGGAAAAAGACAUUGUAAUUAGGAGGCAAAGAUGUGACAAACCCGAGAGAAAGAUAGAGAGAGAGUCAGCGUUUUGGAACUUGAACAGUGGCAGCUAGUACUUUGGUUGUGGAAUUUCUCACAUUUCUCUUCACUAUAUAAAGUGUUUUGCACUCAUCUUGCCUUGGUGUAUGCGAUCCUUGUGCCUGCUGUGGGAUCCAUAGCCCAAAAUUAAAGGUGGUCAUUUUCUCUCGUGAAACUCUCUCUCUAGACCAGGCUCUAUCUACCUAGCCUUAUCAACAAGAAUUUGAACUCGAACUAGAGGCCACGAAGAGGGAGAAGAAGAGCGCGCAUCCUGUUGUGAACUCGACUUUUGACAGAUGAGGAUAUUGAAUUGGAUGCAAGGGAAGAAGCCAAAUGGUGGAAAGGGGAGCAAAAGAACUACAUCGAAUUCAAUCAAGGAUGAAACGGUGCACAAGACUCACCCAGAAGAAUUCAACAAUGGACCUCAUGUGUUGCUGGCAAUCGGUACGUUUGGAGAUGAGAAUCUGAAUCAAGCACACACGAAGAGGUCUCGAGAGAAUCCAUCGUCUUCCCUGCAACAGCACCUUCAAGAUCUUACACCUGAAGAACUAAGAAAACUUCAGAAAGAGUUCAAUAUAUUAUUAGAUGAACACCUCAAGCAAUCGUCUCCAUCAUUGGAACUCGAAGUAAGAAAGCAUUGUCAAUCAAACAUAUUUCUUAGCAGACAAUCAAGCUUCGAAUUUGAAACAACAAAGAACAAACCAUAUCACGAUGAGUUGAAUGAGAAGAGCGAUAGUUUCCAGCAUGUCAUACUCAGUAAAGGCAAAGAUGUUGGUGUGGAAGAUUUCGACACUACCGUUAUUGGCAAAAGGACUUUAUCUCUCCUUCUCAAAAAGAUUUUCAUCUGCGGAGGUGGUAGCGCACAUGCUGCGGUUGCUCCUCCUCUGAGAAUCCCGAAUCUGGAGUCUAAAAUGGAGAAGAUGUUGAGGACAAUACUCCAUCGGAAGAUAUAUCCCCAAAGCUCCAAUGUCCGAACGUCAUCCAUGAAAAAGUACCUGAGAAAGAAAAGUAUGCCCAACAAUGAAAACGAAGACGAAAAGAACGAAAAGACUGUCGAUGGAAGUAAAUGGGUCCAGACUGAUUCUGAAUAUAUCGUUUUAGAGAUCUGAGUAGCUGCUACCUGCCAUGUGUGCCUCUGCGAAAGAAAAGAUAACAAGAUAUCAUUUUCUCGCUCGCUUGCUUGAUUGUCUGUUUGAAUGUUUAGCUGUUGUAUUUAUCUAACAAUUUGGAGGCAAUUGAAACUGAGCUUGAGUUUA
Messenger RNA from Momordica charantia (bitter melon), 1593 nucleotides. NCBI's taxonomy places the organism in Eukaryota, Viridiplantae, Streptophyta, Magnoliopsida, Cucurbitales, Cucurbitaceae. The record is from RefSeq and is a predicted model, not a curated record.